Molecule: messenger RNA, 1240 nt
Organism: Phytophthora nicotianae INRA-310
Lineage: Eukaryota; Oomycota; Peronosporomycetes; Peronosporales; Peronosporaceae
Exons: 1
Coding region: 224-1210 (328 amino acids)
Source: RefSeq, a predicted model, not a curated record
CGUCAUGGUUGACUUCUGCUAGGAUGAUGCGAGGAGCUCAAUGCAUCGCCUCUCAGUAUCAUAUCGCUCUAUUGCUACUCGUAAUGGAGCGCUGUUGCCAAUAACCUCAGUCACACCGCUUUCAAUAUGCUCAACCUGCUGACUGCCAUCCACACCAACAAAAAAUCUCACGAAACGACGCGUCGCUCCAUCAUCUCUUAAAAGCUAAUCCUUGCUACGUCCGAUGGAGAAGACUCGCGUGAAUCGCCAGGCAACGACACGAGUUUCAGCUCGUCCAGGCUCGGCGCAUUCCCUCGUAGGUAGCGGAUCUCGUGUGCGUCUUCCUACCGCUCCAAAAGAUGCGAAUCCUCCGAAUCCAGACCUCGCGGACGGAGAUAAAGUCCCCGCCUCAUCAACAUUCGACGUAUUGGAGCUGUUGGGCCCCUCACUUUCUGAAGUUCUGACAUUCGUGAACCCGCCGCAGCCUCGACGACUGCAGGAGGCGCAGCAGGAGGCUGGAGAAGCUACGAACGGAGGCGAACCGACGGCUCAAGACCAUCAUUCGCACCACGGCAGCAGCAGCUCUCUACGCGACGUCAAGACGUCUGCAAAGUUCGAUCUGCGGCUUUCAAGGUCCGCCAUUAUUGGCAAAUUGGUAGAUUCGACUAUCGACAAUGCGCGUAAGACGCAGGAAUACUUCGCGAAGCUGCUAAACAAGAUCCAGUGCGAGGUCACAGGUCUGGUGCUACUGCACGACGCGACUAUCGUUAUCUUCCUUGAAACAACAGCCGAGCAGUUCGUAAUUAUCCUCAAACAACUCCAACAACAACGUAUCAUUGACGCUAGCUCCAUGAAGAUCUUAGCCAACUGCGACAACAACGGAGUGCGGAUCUUGCAAGGUCUGUACUUCAAGAAGAUCGUACUCAAUCGCAGCGACACAAGCGAGUGGACGGACGAUACAGCGUCGCAAUGCAUCGUCGAGACUUUCCUCAACUUGAUCAAGUUCAUCAAGAAGAUCGGGCCGAUGCCGCCCGGAGAGAUCCGCAGAUGCCUGAACAAUCUCUCGAAUACUGACCAGACUUUCCUUCCGUCCAACGAUCUACUGCUGUGGCUACUUAGUCGAGAUGAACUCAUGACACUUGACGAGUAUCUAGACUUCUUCGACAGCCCUGUAGCUGUCGAGCUCGAGUCCGAGCGCGUGUGGCCCGUGCACCCCCUUAUUCAGUACUAAAGCGACGGAUUCGUGCAAUAUAUUUUUUUU